Musa acuminata AAA Group (dessert banana) is the source of this 4221-nucleotide messenger RNA. RefSeq names its product putative cysteine-rich receptor-like protein kinase 23. The record is from RefSeq and is a predicted model, not a curated record. Lineage: Eukaryota; Viridiplantae; Streptophyta; Magnoliopsida; Zingiberales; Musaceae. Gene Ontology annotation, molecular function: protein serine/threonine kinase activity; ATP binding. Gene Ontology annotation, biological process: protein phosphorylation. The transcript is spliced from 14 exons. Gene Ontology annotation, cellular component: plasma membrane. The coding region runs from base 54 to 4049 and encodes 1331 amino acids.
AGCAAAGCAAAAGGAGACGACCUUAUUGAUCUAUAUAGUCUCGUUAAUUCACAAUGCCGCAGAGCAUCAUCGCCAUGUUCCCCGCUAUCGUCUCAUCCUCUUCCCUAUUCCCCCUCCUUGGGUUCGUCCUCCUCAUCCUCUGCCAUUCCUCCCUCACCGGCGCCCAAAAUUUGGACCAAAUCUGCGACACGUCCGGUAGCUUUGCCGAUAACAGCACGUAUCAGUCCAACCUCAAACUCUACCUCUCCACCCUCCCCUCUAAAGGUUCAGUUUCCGGCUUCCUGAAGGAGGCAGUGGGAGAAGUCCCUGACAAAGUGUACGGCGUCUCCCUCUGCCGGGGAGAUGCCAACGCCAGCGAGUGCCGUGCCUGCCUCGACAAAGCCAGACUAGACAUCCCACAGAUCUGCCCCUACAACAAGGGCGCCAUGAUUUACUACGACUCCUGCCUCCUCCGCUUCUCCAGCCAGAACUUCCUGAACUCCACCGACAACCAGCAGGUGUCCAAGUACAACUCCAGCAGCGUCACCCAAGUUGCUCGUCUCAGCCAGCUUUUGCCUCUGCUGCUGAGCAGCGCCACCGAUUGGGCGGCGAAUUCCACGAAGAGGUUCGCCACAGGGGAGAUGAGCAACUUCACGUCGGAGUUCCCCACCAUAUAUGUGAUGGUGGAGUGCACUCCGGACCUGUCACCGAGCGACUGCAGCCAGUGCCUGCAGUCGCUGUUCGACCCACUGCCGACGGAUAUGGUGGGAAAGCAAGGAGCGAGGGUGCUCGGAGUGAGGUGCGUCAUUAGGUAUGAGUUGUACGCCUUCUACCGAAUUCCCUCCAUGGUGAAGCUUACGGCUCCGUUGGAGGAUGCGACACAACUCCCGUCCGACGGAAGCGAAGGAAAGAAGAAGAACGCAGCAACGACAGCUUUAGCAAUCGCGAUACCUGCAUUUACAGCUCUACUUAUACUCUCCAUUAUUUACAUUUGCUACUGGAGGACGAGGAAGCGGAUAGUACAAUCAGCUUAUGAAACUGGCCCGGAGCUGAUCACUGGUGUUGAGUCACUGCUGUUUGAUCUAUCUACGCUACGACUUGCAACAGCCAACUUCUCUGAAGAGAAUAGACUUGGAGAAGGGGGUUUCGGAGCAGUCUACAAGGGACGGCUACCCGAUGGACGAGAAAUAGCAGUCAAGAAACUGUUGUACGCUGGACGAGGACUCGGAGAGCUGCAAAAUGAGCUGCUGUUGGUUGCUAAGCUCCAGCAUCGGAAUCUCGUACGACUUCUGGGAGUUUGCUUCGAGGAAGAGAAGAUGAUUGUGUAUGAAUAUGUGCCCAAUAGAAGCCUGGACAAAUUUCUCUUUGAUCCUAAAAGAAGCGACCAACUACGUUGGGGAGCUCGAUACAGGAUCAUUCGUGGAAUUGCUCAAGGCCUGCGUUACCUGCACGAGGAAUCUCAGCUAAAAAUCAUACAUCGGGACUUAAAAGCCAGUAACAUCUUGUUGGAUGCGGCUAUGAACCCAAAGAUCUCAGAUUUUGGAAUAGCAAAGCUGUUUGAUGCGGACCAAACUCAAGAUACCACGAAGCGAGUCGUGGGAACUUUUGGAUACAUGGCACCAGAGUAUGUGAAGCAUGGCAAGUUCUCGGUCAGGUCGGACGUUUUCAGUUUCGGCAUUUUGGUUUUGGAGAUUUUGACUGGAAUCAAGAACAGCAAUUCCUAUAAUUCUGAAUAUCGCGAAAGCCUUCUGAGCUAUGCAUGGGAGAAAUGGCGAGGUGGAUCAGUCUUGGAGAUGGUCGAUCCAGCCUUGGAUGGUCACUACCAAGGAAGCGACCUGUUAAGAUGCAUGCAGAUUGGGCUGUUAUGUGUGCAGGAAAAUCCAAAUGAUAGACCGACGAUGUCAACAGUAAUUACGAUGCUAAACAGUGGAAUUGCCUUUCUCCAAGCACCUGGGCGACCUGCAUUUUAUGUGGAAAAGGAGGACGUGAAUGUAGAGUUCAGUGCCAACGAUGCCAGAACUGCAAUUGUUGUAUGUGACGGAGAAUGUAAACCACUUCCGGCGUCAUCAACCCAAGCUUCAGUCACAGAACAACACCGAGUCAAUAAAAAGAGACGUGUUGCCAAAUUUGAUGCAACAAGAAGCCCUACAGCAACGAGUACCACUAUGUUUCCCUCGAUCAGCUCCACCCAGUUUCUGCUCCUCUACCUCAUCCUCCUCUUCGUCCCCUCUCCGACCGUUGCCUUCACGUGGCAAGUUUGCAGCACAAGUGCCGGCAACUUUACUGCCAACAGCACGUAUGAGUCCAACCUCAACCUCCUCCUCUCCUCCCUCGUCUCCAACGGUUCCGCUCCUGGCUUCUUCACCGACACCGUCGGACGGAUACCCAACCAAGUUCAAGGCCUCGUCCUUUGUCGUGGUGAUACUAACGCCACCACCUGCAGCUCCUGCCUCAGCAACGGCGCGGUCGAGAUCCUCCAGCUCUGUGCCUACGACAAGGAUGCCGUGGUUUGGUAUGACGAGUGCCUCCUCCGCUUUUCCAACCUGCAGUUCCUCAGCACCUCAGACAACGACCCGACGGCUGCCUUGGAAAACGAGAUCGCCGUAAACGACGAAGCGGAUCGGUUCAACAAGGUGGUGAACGAGUUGCUCGACAGCACGGCGGAUUGGGCGGCGUAUAACUCGACGAAGAGGUACGCGACUGGGCAGGCGUUCAACGUGACGCUGGCGUUUCCAACUAUAUAUGCCCUGGCGCAAUGCACGCCGGACAUGUCGGCGAGCGACUGCAGGCAGUGUUUGGAAGGGGUGUCGCAGGGGCUCCCGAUGGCAAGAAUGGGAGCUAGGAAUCAGGGAGUGAGGUGCAAUUUAAGGUACGAGUCUAGCCUCUUCUUCCAAGGCAACCCCAUCAUACGGCUUAUUUCCCCUGCGACGAAUGCAACAACGCCUGUGGAUAAUGCCACAACUCCGGCCUCUGCUCCGGCAUCCCGGCCAUCUGUCGGUUCAACCAGCAAAGAAGGAAAAAAGAAAACAAUUCUUGCAAUUUCGAUAUCUGCAGUGAGUGCGGUGCUGCUAAUCUUCAUUAUUUACGCUUGCUUCAAGAGAUUGAGGAAGCAGACACUGAAGCCACCUUAUGCAACUGACUCGGAGCAGGCCUCACAAGUUGAAUCACUACUAUUUGAUCUAUCGACACUACGAGUUGCAACAGUCAACUUCUCGGAGGAAAAUAAACUUGGUGAAGGUGGUUUCGGAGCUGUUUACAAGGGAGUGCUACCAGAUGGACGAGUAAUAGCAGUGAAGCGGCUGUUGAACUCUGGGCAAGGACUUGGAGAGCUUAAAAAUGAGUUGGCUUUGGUUGCCAACCUCCAGCACCGGAAUCUCGUAAAGCUUCUGGGAGUUUGCUUGGAGGAAGAGAAGAUGAUCGUCUAUGAAUACGUGCCUAACACGAGCCUCGACAAAUUUCUUUUUGAUCCUGCAAGAGGCGAACAACUAACUUGGGGAAUUCGAUACAAGAUCAUUUGUGGGAUCGCUAGGGGCCUGCUUUAUCUGCACGAGGAAUCUCAGCUAAAAAUCAUACAUCGAGAUCUAAAGGCCUGCAAUAUCUUGUUGGAUGCAGAUAUGAACCCAAAGAUCUCAGAUUUCGGUUCAGCUAAGCUUUUCGAUGGCGAGCAAACUCAGGGCAUGACGAGUCGAGUUGUGGGGACCUUUGGAUACAUGGCACCAGAGUAUGUGAUCCAUGGCCAAUUUUCGAUCAAGUCAGAUGUGUUCAGCUUCGGUGUUCUGGUUUUGGAGAUUUUGACGGGAAGAAAAAACAGCACAGCUUGUAAUCCUGAAAAUACUGAAGACCUUCUAAGCUAUACAUGGGAGAAAUGGCGAGGAGGAUCAGCCUUGGAGAUGGUAGAUCCAGCCUUGGGCAAUCAAUUCCAUGGAAGCGACCUGUUAAGAUGUAUGCAGAUUGGGCUAUUGUGUGUGCAGGAAAACCCGUUUGCCAGGCCUAGUAUGUCGACAGUCGCUGUGAUGCUUAGUAGUGCAACAGUCACUCUGCAAGCUCCUUCACCACCUGCAUUUUGUUAGAUAGGAUAUUAUUACAAAACUAAAUCGAUUAUCAUGAUUCUCUAAAUAUUUUGAUAAUAUGUUAUUAUGAUUUUAAGUCAUAAAAAUUAUGAUAACAUAUUAUCAUGAUUCUAUCAAAUAAUGAGAUGAUCUUCUACAUCGUGAAAUGAUUUAGAUACAUAUUUUAUAUUUA